Molecule: messenger RNA, 1023 nt
Organism: Gavia stellata (red-throated loon)
Lineage: Eukaryota; Metazoa; Chordata; Aves; Gaviiformes; Gaviidae
Gene: CD72
Product: CD72 molecule
Exons: 7
Coding region: 1-1023 (340 amino acids)
Cellular component (GO): plasma membrane
Molecular function (GO): transmembrane signaling receptor activity
Source: RefSeq, a predicted model, not a curated record
AUGGCACAGAGCGUGGUAUAUGCUGACCUGAGGUUUGCCAAGGUGAUGGGGGGCCGGAGCACGGCCAGCCAGGCACUGGAGGCAGCCCUUGGCAUGGAUGAGGCAGAGAGCCCCUACGAGAACAUGCAGUCGGCGCCGGCGGGGCAGGAUGGGGAUGGCGCCCAGCCCAACCCAGAGCGCUGGUCCUGGCGAUGGUGCAUCCUUGUGGGGCUGCUGGUGACCUGCCUGCUGCUGCUGGUGGCCACCGUGGCCCUGGGGGCUUGCUACUGGCAGGUCACCCGCAGGCUGCAGGUCACCUCCCAGGAGCACGCGGCCGAGCAGGGCCGCCUCUCGCAGGAGGUGAGCGCGCGGGAGCAGAGCCUGGAGCAGACGCGGCUGGAGCUGGCACGGGCCAGAGCGGAGCUGCAGCGAGCGUGGCGGGAGGGCAACAGCAGCCAGCUGGAGCUGGGGAGCCUGAACGCCGAGCUGGGGCGCAUCAUGGGGGUCCUGGGGAAGACGGAGAAGGAGAUGCAGGAGGUGCAGGGGAAGCUCAACAACAGCGAGAGCACUGUGGCCAUCCUGCGCUCCUGCACGGCUAUAGAUUGCUGCCCUUCAGGCUGGCUGCUGUACAGGGGCAAGUGCCUCUUCAUCUCAUCAGAGAAGAAGACAUGGGAGGACAGCAGAGAUGAGUGUGAGAAGAAAUAUUCUCAGCUCCUGGUCACCAAAUCCUGGAGUCGCUGGACCGUGCCGACCUUCCUGAAGAAUGCGGACAUCCCAUACUGGAUUGGGCUGCAGAAGAGCAGCUUCCCCUGGUACGACUAUGGCUGGCUGGAGGAAGAGGACCCGGACGGCGAGGGGGUCUCGGAUGCCUGGUUCUGGGUGGACGGCUCCCUUUAUGAAAGGCCGUGGCAGUCGAAGUCGAACGGGUCCUGUGCCAUAAUAAGCCGCGGGAACAUCAAACCUGCCCAGUGCGCUGGUCCCGAAGACCUGCACCUCUGGAUCUGCGAGAAAGCGGCGGGGCCGAGCUCCCCUUUCAUCGGAUGA